AUGGAAAGUGCCGACCGUCAGUCGCCCCUCGCACCUGUUAAGGUUGAGAAUCAAGAAGAUCUGGAAGAUCUAAGCGAUAGAUUGUCCAGGCUACCUGGACCAGAGUAUAUUUCGACUCGCAGUGGAGCGGGAAACCAGAAGGUCCAUUAUCUUACUGGCGAGAAGUCGUCGACUCCCGCGAAUGAAAUCUUCGGAACGAACAGCUGGAGUUGCAGCGUGGUGUCUGUCACUACAGACGAACUGAAUGUCACGCCUUCUUCAAUCAGUAUGAUGGUCACAGCAGUGGUCAGAGUGACUUGUUUGUAUCUAAACAAGUAUGGGCAAUUUGCUUCAUAUGAAGAUGUUGGCACGGAGUAUGGAGAAGGAUCUCUGAAACAGAAAAAAGACGUCGUGGACAGGACUAAGAAGGGUGCAGUCACGGACGCACGCAAACGUGCGCUCGGUCAAUUUGGAAAUGCACUCGGGUUGUUCCUUAAAGAUAAGGAUGCAGUCAGGGCUGCGAUGCGGCAGCAGGUUGAGCAGCCGGCGUACAAUAUGCAUCGCAAGAGUACGUCAGUGUCGCGGAUGGUUACACCCGCGUCUUCUUUUCGGUCUGGGUUCGAUCGAAUGAGCCAUCAAUCUUCACCGAAACGGAGGGCUGUAGAGUCCGAUAUUAGUAUGGAGGAUAGAGCGAGGCUUGCUCAGAUUGUAGUAAGUACCGACUGGGAUGAUUUUGGAAUGGAAUGA
This is a messenger RNA of Penicillium roqueforti, 726 nucleotides long. RefSeq names its product RAD52 family DNA repair protein. Lineage: Eukaryota; Fungi; Ascomycota; Eurotiomycetes; Eurotiales; Aspergillaceae. The coding region runs from base 1 to 726 and encodes 241 amino acids. Gene Ontology annotation, biological process: double-strand break repair via single-strand annealing; double-strand break repair via homologous recombination; mitotic recombination. Gene Ontology annotation, cellular component: nucleus. The record is from RefSeq and is a predicted model, not a curated record. The transcript has a single exon.